AUGAAGACAACAAUCGACACAAAGACGGUCGAGGUGAACGGUGGCCGGUUGACGGUGACAUCGAGGUUGCGGCUGAAGCCGACCGCCGAGGACGACUACAUCGAUUACACGUGCCAGGCGCGCCAUCCGGCCAUCUCCGAGGACCACCGUCCACUGCAGACCACCGUGCAGCUGUCGGUGCAAUCAUCGCAGCGCGUCGAACGUCGCCGAGCGCCGAGUGAUGAUGAAAAUCCCCCCGGGCCACCGUACAUCGAGGGUUACCAGCCGGGUGGAGUGAUUCGAAGUGGGCAACGCGUCCGGCUAGUGUGCCGAAGCCGUGGUGGCAAUCCACCGGCCCAGUUGAUUUGGUACAAAAACGAUAAUCAAGUCCGGAUGGCAUACCGUACCAUGGACCGGAUGUCGGAGAACGAAUACUCGUUCGUGGCGGAACCGAGUGACAAUAAGGCACGGUUACGGUGCGAAGCCAACAACAACAUGGCCACGAGGAUCCUCAAGACGGAGGUCACGCUGAGCGUACUGUUUGCACCAGCACAAGUCACCGUUUCGGGACCAUCGGAGGCCCGGAUCGGUGAAGCGGUAUCGCUGCAAUGCCAGACCGCACCCUCCAAUCCGCAAGCCGACAUUAAAUGGGUCAUCGAUGGGCAGCAGGUGGUUAACGCGACCUCGAAGGUGGUCCCUAGUCCCGAAGGUGGUUGGGUAACAACGUCCAACAUUACCGUCACGGUGGAGUCAAACAAACGUUCACUUGAGGCGAUCUGCCACGGUCUGAACAUGAAGCUGACCGAGAACGUUCAAGCCACGCAUACAGUCAACGUACUGCCACUCGAGCGCACCAGCUUAGUAGCAGCAGUGUUCAGCGUUUCACGUAAUUGGUUCAACAUCGAUUCCGGACCACGGUACGGCGUUCUCGAUUAUCUGCAGCACCGAGCACGACGCCUAAUUAACGUCCAUCAUAAUCAUACCCAGGCCUCCCCUCCUCCCGUUCCUCCUGGGCCACCGAUUAUCUCCGGGUACAGCGAAGGUUCGGUCGUUCCCGCGGGCUCUCGAUUGAAGCUGCUGUGCGUAUCGUCCGGUGGUAAUCCGCUGGCAAUGCUAACGUGGUACAAGAACGACAAAAAGACGAUCGUAACCACCACCACCAGCAGCACCCGUGGUGUGUCCAGCCGUGAAUUCAAGACGCUCGCUCAGGAGCGAGCCAUAAGGACAUCCAAAACGACGACGGUGGCGGACCAAUCGGUAACGGCCGAGCUGUCGAUCCUGACGAACGUCACCGACAAUCAGGCCCGGUACCGGUGUGAGGCUCACAAUUCGGCCACCGAGAUUCCACUGUUCGAAACGAAGGUCCUUGCGGUGCAAUUUGCACCGGAUACGGCCAAGGUACGCAUCGAACCGAGCGAGCUGCGACCGGGCAUCGAGGCCACGCUGGUGUGCGACUCCAGUUCCAGUAAUCCACCGGCGAAGAUAACCUGGUGGUACCAAGGGCUGCCACUGGAAGGUUCGAACGGUGUAUCGAAGCCGGGCCUCUGGAGUGGUACGGUGUCGUCGCUCGAGCUGAAGCUGAACAUCACGCAGGAUAUGAACGGCCACGUCUACACCUGUCAGAGCUCGAACGAGGUAUUACAGCGGAGCAUCAAUGUAGCUGUCAAUUUGCAAGUACUAUACGAACCAAAGUUUGCAGCACCGGCAGCGACAACCGUGACGGGCGUUGCCGGUGAACCGCUGACCGUUGCCCUCGUGGCCAACGGUAACCCGGGUUCGAUCGCCUACACCUGGACCAAGGAUGGACAACCGAUAGCCGAGUCCGGUGUACCGCGAAUCGUCUCCGAGGGACCGAUCCUUAACAUUACCCGGCUCAAGCGAACCGAUGCCGGCAUCUACACAUGCGAAGCCAUCAACUCCCAGGGGUCGGCGAUGAUUAAUAUCACCGUGCAGGUCAAGUGCGGUUCCCGUGGAUCCACCAACUCCAGCGACGAAACAAAAGCACCAGCGUCAAAGCAGAAGCCAUCGCCUGAAGUCUUGGGCGCCUCAAUGGAACCAUUAACACCGGAGCACAUUCGCUGGGAGCGGCCCGGCUACGACCUGGCACUGAAAACGUCAACGACCUAUGUUAACGGAACGAGCACGCUGCUGGUGAAGGAUGCACACCGGGACGACGUGGGCAAUUUCCGGUGCAUCGCGGACAACCGGGUUCCCGCUGGCGCCGGCGGCGGCGGCGGUGGCAAACCACCCUCCGCUCGCGACGUGCUGCUGAUUGUCAAGUUCUCCCAUACAGUCGCACCAGAGAUCGACCAAUCGACGGCCACGCUACGCGGUGCGGCCGGUUCCGGCGAACGGGCCGAGCUGCCGUGCCGCGUGAAAGCCGCCCCCGGACCCACCUUCCGUUGGUUCCGCAACGGUGCCGAACUGCGCGUUAACCAAACGGCCAAAUACAUGGCCACCGAACGGCAGCUCGAUCCGUUAACGUACGAAUCCGUGCUGCUGAUCGAACGGACCGCGGCCACGGAUUAUGGCGAGUACGAGUGUCGUGCGGAGAAUGAGCUCGGUGUAGGCCGUGGUACCGGUCGGUUGGACGUGAAGUCCGCUCCGGAACCACCGGUCACACUGGCCGUACUUAACGUCACCCACAGCACGGUCACCCUCGGUUGGACACCGGGUUUCGACGGUGGUCAUCGAUCGACCUUUCGCGUCCGAUAUCGGGAAGCGAACAGUGAGCGGUACCGGUACGAGGAUGUGCCACCGAAUGUCCACCAACUCACACUGACCGGACUCCGGAGUGAUACGAUGUACCUGUUCUCGGUGAUGGCCAGCAACGUGCUGGGGAGCAGCAGCUUUCUACCGGAUGUGACGCGAGCUCAAACACGAGAAUACCUUUCCGGUGGUUCCUCGAUGGAAUCCUUCUCCUAUCAGCCAACGACCGCCAACGCCAACCAGGCCACGCAGGCUCCGUCCGGAUUUGUGCUGUUCGCUGCGGGCAUCGCCGCCGGCAUUGGGCUCGUGCUGCUCAACAUCCUUUUGAUCGGCUUCUGUCUCUAUCGACGCAUCGGUAGCCAGCAGACGCCCGCCGCGGUCACUCCACGCCGUAAGCUCCACACCGACCGGGGAAGCGUCGGCCCGGAGGUAACGGUACCACCGGAACUGAGCGAAAAAGCCGAACUGCCGAGCUUCGUGAUGUUCUGCAUCGCGCUGGCCGGCCUCUGUUUACUGAUCGUCAAUGCGGGGCUGGUCGCGUGGUUUAUCAUGAAGCGGCGCUCCAAAGACUCGUCGAAUCAGGGCAGCAAAUCGGGAACGUUCGAAAUGUACGCCCCGAGCUCGUACAAUGAUACGGUGACGGGUGAAACGCUGUCCAGCAUCUCGGAGAAGAGUGACGCAUACUCGAACGAUGGCAGUCAGCAAGAUGGAAUGGAUGAAACACGCCAAAAGGCUGCCUCGACGUACCUUAUCGAUGGAGUUGACCUACCACCGCCACGGUACCAGCAGGACGGAAGCCUUCCACACUACAUCAGCGAUGUCGGCAGCGGAAGUGGAGCCGCUACAAUCGACGGUCCUGCCAUGGAUGGUUCUUACUACAACAUGAACAACGGCCGCUACCUCGCCUAUCCACCGGUGGAACCGGAAAGCGCAUCGGAAACGUUACGACGCAUCGCACGUAACAUGGUUCCACCGCCAGAUGUAACACAUCACACACAUCCGCACCGGGCCAUGGGAUUCGGUCCGGCGGACGGUACGCUCGUAUCGGCGGUCCCUCUGGCGAAUCUCGGUAGCGGUAACAUCGUAAAUGCCGUCCAAUCGACACCGAAGCAACUUCAGGGAAUACUCAAGGAUCCGAGGCGCACGAACAGCAAUGCGAGUAGCACCUUUGCCCUUCCCACCUCACUCCAGCCCAUCACUCCGUCAGCGUUCCAAACGACACCAUCGCCUACGAUGCAGGAGCAGUACGGCGUCGGUACUGGUUCACUGCUCGCCAUUGCGCCACACCACCACACCGCCAGCAACUCACCGGCACUACUGUCCACCGGGAAUGGUAUGCUGAUGGGCACGUACGAGCCACCGGGUAGCUCCAGUCUGGCAUCGUUUAAUGUGUCGCUCGGUUACACCGACGUAACGAGCGGACCGAACAUCAUCCGAACCCACCACGACGCGAACCCCGAACCGACCGACCAGCAGCGGCCAGAGCGAACCGAGCGAACGAACGACGGUCGACGGUCGACGGUUUGCAGGCCGCACUUCACUUCGCUAUUCCGCUGUUCCGCUGUUUCCUGCACCAGCAACGGUUUCACGCAGCAACAGCAGCAGCAGCAGCAGCAGCAGCAGCAGCAGCAACAGAAGGCAAAGCAUGUAGAGGAGACGGUCAGCCGGGUCAAAUGUUGGUGGCUGAAAGUUGAUGUAACCCGAUGUGUGGACAACCGUGGACUAUCGGAUGGUGCGAUACACAAGACACCACCAACGCGCUGGUCUGGCGUAUACAGCAAGGUCACGAGUUGCGGCAAUCUCAGCCUCGGGCCCCAGGCCGAGAGUUUCUCCAGUGGGAAAUCGGCGACGUCUACGACGCGGUCGCUCAUCGUCACCCAUCUUGGCAACGGUCUCCUUGGAUGCCUUUCGACCGAUAAAUGCUCCGGAGAAAAAGGUUGCUACCUCUAG
Messenger RNA from Anopheles darlingi, 4638 nucleotides. Its product is annotated as nephrin-like. The record is from RefSeq and is a predicted model, not a curated record. Gene Ontology annotation, molecular function: protein binding. Lineage: Eukaryota; Metazoa; Arthropoda; Insecta; Diptera; Culicidae.